Messenger RNA from Peromyscus leucopus (white-footed mouse), 1764 nucleotides. It is a transcript of the gene Wdr74, whose product is annotated as WD repeat domain 74. Gene Ontology annotation, cellular component: preribosome, large subunit precursor; nucleolus. Gene Ontology annotation, molecular function: protein binding. Gene Ontology annotation, biological process: ribosomal large subunit biogenesis. The record is from RefSeq and is a predicted model, not a curated record. The transcript has 12 exons. Lineage: Eukaryota; Metazoa; Chordata; Mammalia; Rodentia; Cricetidae. The coding region runs from base 72 to 1229 and encodes 385 amino acids.
UCCGGCGUCCGGCGUCCCCUGAUGAUGCCGGUGGUGGCGCGCCGGAAGUGCGAGCCAUAGGCGGGUCUGCGAUGGCGGCCACCUCUGCGCGAUGGAACCAUGUGUGGGUCGGCACCGAGACUGGGAUUCUGAAAGGGGUGAACCUUCAGCGGAAACAUGCGACGAACUUCACGCCGUCUGGACAGCCGCGGCGUGAGGAGGCGGUGAAUGCUCUGUGCUGGGGUGGAGGUGACGAGACCCAGAUCUUGGUGGGCUGCGCGGACAGAACCGUGAGACACUUUAACACCGAGGAGGGUACAUUCCAGAGCCAGAGAUACUGCCCAGGCGGGGAGGGCACGUUCCGAGGUCUCGCCCAGGCCGAUGGCACCCUUAUCACAUGUGUGGAUUCUGGAAUCCUUAGAGUCUGGUGUGAUAAUGACAAGGAAGCAUCAUCUGACCCACUCUUGGAACUGAAGGUGGGUCCUGGAGUGUGUCGGAUGCGCCAAGACCCAGCACAUACCCAUGUGGUUGCCACGUGUGGGAAAGAGAAUGCUUUGAAAGUAUGGGACCUACAGAGGUCUGAGCAGCCUGUGUUCAGGGCCAAGAAUGUGCGGAAUGAUUGGCUGGAUCUACGGGUUCCUAUUUGGGACCAGGAUAUACAGUUCCUCCCUGGGUCACAGAAGCUUGUUACAUGCACAGGGUACCACCAGGUUCGUGUCUAUGAUCCAGUCUCUCCCCAGCGCCGGCCAGUCCUAGAGGCCACCUAUGGAGAGUACCCACUGACAGCUAUGACCCUUACUCCUGAGGGCAAUUCUGUCAUUGUAGGGAACACUCAUGGGCAGCUGGCAGAAAUUGAUUUGCGACAAGGGCGUCUGCUGGGCUGUCUGAAGGGGCUGGCAGGCAGUGUCCGGGGGCUGCAGUGCCACCCUUCCAAGCCCCUCUUAGCCUCCUGUGGCUUGGACAGAGUCUUGAGGAUACACAGGAUCCGAAAUCCACGUGGGCUAGAGCAUAAGGUUUAUCUCAAGUCUCAACUGAACUGCCUCCUCCUGUCAGGCAGGGAUAACUGGGAGGAUGAGCCCCAAGAGCCUCAAGAGCCCAACAUGGUACCCCCAGAAGACACAGAGACAGAUGAACUUUGGGCAUCUUUGGAGGCAGCUGCCAAGCGGAAGCGUCCUGAUUUGGAUCAGACACAAGGGACUCUCCAAACAAGAAGAAAGAAAAAGAAGCGGCCUGGAUCUACCAGUCCUUGAGGACCCUUGUUCAUUUUUGUUAAUAAACAGCCCAAACAGAGAUCCUGAACCUUUUGUGAUGGGAGAAAGGAGAGGUGGCUUGUGGGUGGGAGGGGUUCCCUUACCCAAGCCCUGACGUCACAAAAGCUGGGCCCAGAGCUAAGCAGGCUGGGGAGGGUGGCAGAGUCCUGCGCCUUUCGGGGCCAUGGGCUGCUGUCAGGACAAGGACCAUCAGACCUCUGAUGAGCAAGCAAAGGAAGAAGGGAACGAGGAAGGCAACGAAGUCGAUUUGGACAACAUAGGCCGCCGCAAACAAAGAUCUAACGAAAGUCUUCUGAUCACCGUGCUGUGGCGCAGGCUAUCCAUGUUCAGCCGUCGGGGCUCAUCACGGUCAAGCAAGAGGCUCUCAGAACAGACUCAAAAGCAGGACAGUCAGAUCCAGGAGCGUAAACGUGAGGGAAGCCACAAGGAACCAGAAAAGGGCUGACACCAGCCCCGUUUUCGUCCUCCCCAGCAUCCAGAGAAUAAAAUUAAUAUUGUGGAUCUGCCAAAAACA